Messenger RNA from Populus trichocarpa (black cottonwood), 865 nucleotides. RefSeq lists its product as uncharacterized. The coding region runs from base 123 to 752 and encodes 209 amino acids. The record is from RefSeq and is a predicted model, not a curated record. NCBI's taxonomy places the organism in Eukaryota, Viridiplantae, Streptophyta, Magnoliopsida, Malpighiales, Salicaceae. The transcript is spliced from 5 exons.
AAUGCGUCAAGAAUCAAGACCUUACAAUCUACGAAGUUUUCUCCUUUAUCAAGCACACAAUCUGCCCUUUAUGCAGCUCAUAAAGAAUGGCUUUUUGACAAUUGACAUAUUAUCAUUUAACUAUGUCGGCUAAAAGGUCUUGGACUUCUUACAAUCUACGAAGUUUUCUCGAACUAAUUCAUCGUUACAGAGCCAGCUCCAGCAAUGUUUCUACAGUGUCCAAGAUCGGACAGGGUUUAUCAGUUCAUAAAGGAUUGCAGUUGAUUAAUGCCAAUAGCCAAGAAGGGAGACGAUUCGAUUCCAAUAUGAUGAAGAGUGACAAGGUUGCCCCAGCGCCGGUUCCAAAUCCUCCCGGAAGUAACUUCCCCCGUUGGGCAAAAUGGAUCUUGGGAACUAUACUAUCCAUCUUACUACCUUUUUGGCAGCAAGAAUGGAAGAAGCUCAGAAGGAUAGAAGGAGAAUCGGAAAUUAUUGUUGAAGAGGUUGAACAUGUAGCAGAGGUGGUAGAAAAGGUGGCGACUGUGGCGGAGAAGGUAUCAGAAGAGGUGGCCGAAGUGCUGCCUGAAAACGGAAAACUAAAGGAAACAGCUUUGUUGAUGGAAGCCGUUUCAAAAGCAACUGCCCAUGAUGCUAAACUAACACAAGACUUUAUUCACAAGGUGGAUGCUGUACGGCAUGACAUUGAUGACUUAGAGACGAUGGUUGAACCUGUAAUAGACAAGCUUGUGCAGCAAAACUCUCAAGGAAAGUGAAACAGUGAAGAAAUCAUCAGUUGCCUUUGUAACUGCAGUACUACUAAGUGCUAACACAAGCAAAGUAUAUGUUUCUUUUCAAUCAAGAAAUGAAUCUACACAUUGAACAUGGA